GCAUAGAAUUCUUUUAUUAUUAUUAUUUUUAAUUCCCAGUUCCACAUCCUUCUCUCUCACCCACUAAGAGGACAAGAAAUACGCUAUCCAUUCUACCCAGUAACAAGGUACGGAAUUCUGAUCUCCAUCUGGUCUCUUAGCCCCUCCCCCAGCAUCUUUUGCCGAGUCUGUAAAUCGAGGAGGUCGGUCUAGAAGGCCUUCGAAGUCCUUUCCCGCUCUAGCUCUGGGCUCCUACGAAUCCUGCCCCACCCUUGCUUCCCCCACACACCCCCAGUGCCAUCCCCCCCGCUCCCACUGCUGUGCACGGGCACAGACCCCCGGUGAGGUGGCCCCAAAAGCUUCAGUGCUGUUUUAAGCUCGGACAGCGCUAAGCCUCCGGGGACACCAUGCACAUCCCGGGAGAUGGUGGAAACUGAACCGAGGAGGAAGCGUUAGAGCUCUCCAAUCCACCAGUUCUACCCCCGCUUCCCAGAAUCGGCCUUCGGGGAGCGGAGGCCCAGGCCAAAGUCAGUGUAAUAAUGAGGCCGGAGGGAAGAAAGGGUCUGGGCGCCUCCCGCCGUCUCCCUUCGCCUUCUCCGGGCUCAGGCAAAGGAUGUACGGAGCCGGCCAGGCGGGGAGGCGGGUCUUCCCCGCAGGGAACCCUCCUUCCUCUCCUUGCACUGUUCCCCCAGAGUCCCAUCCCGAGCGAUCAUGGCCUACAGCCGACGUGGGGGGGACGCUCAGCCGCAGGAGCGGCUCUUCAGGCUGGUUCAGGAGGGGCGACUAAGACCCCUGCAAGAGGAACUUGAGAGAACCGAGCCCAGCUGCAGCUGGCAGGUGAAGACGGCGUGUCCCCGCAGGGGAGGCGACACCCUGCUCCAUUCUGCAGCCCGACACGGGCAUCGGGACAUUCUGGCCUACCUGGCUGAAGCUUGGGAGCUGGACAUCGAGGCCCCGAACCGGGACUACAAGCGUCCGCUGCAUGAGGCGGCGUCCCAGGGGCACCGGGACUGCGUGCUGUAUCUCCUGAAAAGAGGGGCGACUGUGGACUGCCUGAAGAAGGGCGACUGGACUCCUUUGAUGAUGGCUUGCACAAGGAAGAACCUGGAAGUGAUUCAGGUCCUUGUGGAACAUGGAGCCAAUCCACUCCUGAAGAACAAGGAUGGCUGGAACAGCUUUCACAUUGCCAGCCGUGAGGGUGACCCAGAGAUCCUCCACUACUUGCUCACUGUCUCCCCAGCUGUCUGGAAGACGGAGAGUAAAAUCAGAAGAACACCUCUGCACACUGCAGCAAUGCAUGGCUGCUUAGAGGCGGUGAAGCUGCUACUUGAGAGGUGUCAGUAUGAGCCAGAUAGCAGAGACCAAUGUGGGGUCACUCCCUUUAUGGAUGCGAUUCAGUGUGGCCACAUUGACAUAGCUCAACUUCUCCUUGUAAUACAUGAGGCUUGUUUCACAGCUAAGGAUAUCCUGGGUGCUCAGGCUUUACACAAGGCAGCAGUCACUGGUCAAGAUAAAGCCAUCCAAUUCCUAGUGGCCAGUCUUGGUGUUGGAGUUGACGAGAGAGUGACUUCCACCCAAUACACAGCACUCCACCAUGCAGCUGAGGAGGGACAUACAAGUACAGUGAAGACUCUUUUGUCCUUGGGAGCUGAACUUGAGGCUAAAGAUGGAAGAAAUCGAUCAGCCCUGCACCUGGCUUGUGCAGGCCAACACAAGACCUGCAUUGAGUUUCUUCUCCAAAGUGGACUAGAAGACUCUCCAGACAUCACAGGGAUCCUGGCUCAAGAACUCAUAAAGAAACAAGACAUUCUUUAUUGCUUUGACUAAAAAAUAUCAUGACCCAAGAGAAAUAUUUCAGAGACAAUGCUUUGAGCUUUCUGCCUAUUUGGGGUUAACAAAUGUAUAACUGUUGAAUUUGGCCAUCAAUUGGACCUUCAGCUCCUCUUCUAUACCUGAGUAACAAUGCUUUUGAUCAUCCAGAGACCAUAUUCAGGUACUAGAUUAACCCGGAGAAACCAUGAAAGCUCUACUGUAUUUCAGUCUCUAUGUUAAAGAUGUGUUGUGAGAUCUUUACUCAACAUUCACCUCUUGCUUUGCACUUCAAAUCCUCAGCUUUUGAAGUUCAUAUACUAACAACCUGCUUCUUGAGGAGUUUGCAGGAGAGGAGUUCGAAUUUGCUUUUAAGGGAGUCUCUUGACGGCUCAGAGAAAGGUAUAGUAUUAUAUAAUGGGAUCAUGGAAGCAUUAUGAAAAUCUAAGUAACAUCUAAAAUUUGCUUUUGGUUUGAGUGGUGAUACUCAGCUGUUAGGUUUGAUUUAUUAUUUCAUAGACCUAUCUGUUAUUGUAUUGCUAUAAUUUCUGGUUUUAUGUUUAGAAAGGAAAUAUCUAUAAGUUGUUUACACACAAAAGGGGCUAUUUUACAGUCCUCACCCCAAUUAGUAUAAUUAUAGAAGGUCUAGAAAUCUAGAUUGGAUCCAUAGAAAAUACAAACCAAGUGUGAACAAGUCUUCAAUCAAUUUUGGGAGGAGUUGAAUACUUUAAUCAUUGGAUGAAAUUAAAUAACAUUCAAAUAGAAAAUGUAAUGAUUGAUUAACAUAAUCAGACACUUCCUUCACAAUGCAGUUCAGAAUUAAGAAUUUAGCAGGAAGAUUCCAGGAACAGACCUGUCUAGGGUGGUUAAAGGAACUUCCCUGUGAGAGAAGGGUGAGGGACUGAAUUCUCUCUUCUCUUCCCUCUCUCCCUCCCAAAUAGCAGAUGAUUUUACAAACUCUGAAAAGUCAGAAGACUGAGACUUCCCCUGGAGUCCACAGCACUAUCCCUGAGCAGGAGCAACAGACAGCAGUGUAGCUGAGAGCUAGGACUAAGGAUAAGAUAGAUUUACCAUAGAGCAGAAAAGGCAGCUUCAAGACCCCAAGGAAAGCAGCCCCUCAGAGCUAUCAGAACAGGGUACUUCAUGAGGAUGCUCAUGAAGAGAGAAAAAAGCUUCAGUGCUCUGGGACACUCUUCCUUCUCUUUGUCACAGGCACACAUUCAGAUCCGACUCUAUUUGCCCAAACAUGCUUCUACAUGGAGACUUUACAGGAGACCUAAUUAAACUUACCUCGAGUAGCUCAGGCUCUACAGUGGCUCCAUGACAGACCGUGGUAGAGUAGGAGCAGGCACAGCAGCAAAGUGGGGAUCACAAGGUAGCCCUCCAGGGGGUUGCUACACACAGGUAUUUACCAAGAAAAGAAAAAUUAGAUAAUAACAGCUAAAAAGGCUAUAUUUAGGGUUUUAAGAUUUACAAAGUGCUUAAUUGAGAGCCCGUCUUUAUGACACCAUCUCCAGGGUUCUAUCCACCAAACCAGGAAACAUUUCUACAGUAUUCCCAGCAUUCCUGACUAAGCUGUUGUCUUGAGAUGUUUCUCUUUAAUACUUAAAAUGAUCUCUAUUAGACUGACCUGGAUCCAUAGCACAGCUAUAUCAGGUCAAAUAUGUAGGAAGCUUGACAGUGAAUUAGGAGAACAUUGCACAUAGUAACAGCAAUAUUGAACAACAAUUCACUAUGAAAGAUGUUGAAGACAUAACGACCUCGAACGCUAUUCAAGAAGAUGAUCUAAGAUAAUUCCAAAGGACUUAUGAUGAAAAAUACUAUCCAUUUCCAGAGAGAAAAUUGAUGAACUCAGUGCAGAUUGGAGCAUACUUUUCCCUUUAUUUUUCUUGUUUUAAUUUUUGCAACAUGGCUAAUACGAAAAUAUAUUUUGUAUGAAUUUACAUUUUUCUGGAUAUCAUAUUACUGGCCUUCUCAAUGGGUGAGGAAGGCCCAUAAGAGAAGGGAAGAAUUUGGAACACAAAUUUUUAAAAAAUCAAUGUUAUAAUAAAUGAUUUAACAUAAAAAAAGGAUGUAAAUUCCUCCUAAUGAUGAACUAACCUACCCUGAUAGUCAAGGGAUGGACUCAAGAUGCAGCAUAAUUUUCAAAUAAUGCCAAUGCAGGUAUUUGUUUUCCUUUACUAUUCAUAUUUAUUAUUGGGAUGCCAAACCUGAGGCUGAGAAUGGGUAGUUUUAAAAAUCACCAUUUCUGAUACUUAAUUGCCUGAGUUGAAAUGGGUGAGAGUUGUUUUUAUUACCCUUUCAAUGACUUCAUCAUUGAGGUAUAUCUUCCUCAGCUCCCCUUGAAGAAGAAGUGGAGUGGAUAAAUUAAUGAUUUAGGCCAUGUUGAAUUAAUCAUUAUAAUAGCAAACAUUUACAGAGGGCCUACUGUGUGCUACGUGCUUUACAAAUAUCUCAUUUUCUCUUCAGCAGAUUAAAAAAAAUGAUAGUGUGUUUUGUCAAAAGGUGAUUAAAACGAGUGAUGGAGAUUUUACUACCCUCGGACUGAAAGGAUAGUCUACUGAGGCUGGCUUUUCUCUGAGAAGGCCAGUAGGUAACUCACUCUGACGUCAGUUGUUUAACAAUUGAAAAUUUAUUAACAAGGAUAAAAUGGAUUGGUUGAGGGCUCAGAGAUUCCCCAACACUAAUAAAUCUACCUUUUCUCAGAUCACUGACCUUGCAGAAAAUCUCUUUGACCCCCAACAGAGGUUGGGGCUAUGCUCACUCCCUUACUGUCUAAAUUUCCCCUUAUUCCUAACUUACUACCUAGGCUAAGCCCACAUAAAACAGAGUCCUCGAUGAAAAGCCAGAGAUAGUAGUUGAGUCAGAGGAUGGAAUCAGUAGUGACAUAGUCACCCUGGCUUGGACAAAGUCCACCAAGGCAACUCAGCAGUUCAGAUCACUACCAAAACUAGGCAUUCUUGAGAGGUCUUGAGAUGUUGCUUCAGUGUCUGGGAUUGCAGAGGAAACACAAAAAUUAGUUGAAUGGGUUUUCCACCAAAGGAUCAGGAAAGAGAGAUAUCAGCUCCAGAGCCAUUGCUUGCUCCCCUCAGUCUCUCCCCUCCAAGGCUGUCAACUGUCCCAGAAUCUUUGCACAGGAUUCUAAGGUCUAACCUUGUACUUCCUGGUUUGUUGCAUUCCAUCCAACUUUUGUUUCCACUCUGCUCCCUUGCUUCCUUCCAAAACCCCCUCUAACAGUCUGGAAAUGCUUCUUUUCUCACCCUCUUUACCCUUUAACCAAGCCCUGCUUAGACAGGGUAACUAACUGAAUGAAUAGGAAUUCAUUUAACAGUGCUAUUUAUUUCUUGGAACACACGCGGAACAAUGACGUGUAAUGGGGGCAGAUAGGUGUGCAAUCAAUAGAGCUCUGGGCUUGGGUUCAGAAAGAUCUGCUUUUGAAUUUAAUUUCAGACACUUCCUAGUUGGGUGAUCCUGGGCAAGUCAUUUCACCUUUGUGAGUUUCAAUUUCCUCAUCUGUCAUUUCCAGACACACUACCAUUUUUUAAAAAUCUUCUUCUGGCUUAACAAAAAGGUUCUCUUUCAGUCCAGGCAACAGUCCAUCAUUCUUAUUAGCAUUUCAAAAGUAUCAUUCGGUGAACCCUCUCCCCAAACUAGCUCUCCAAGGCUUUGCACUCCUCUAGUUAUAUAAAUAACUCACGUCCCUUCUUAAGCAAAACAUUUCUCAGCUAUAUGAGGGUCAGCUUCUGUUUCCUCAUUAAACUAGAAAAAAUUUGCUUUUAAAUGACCUCUACCUCACCAUGUACCAAACCGACAGGGAUUACUACACUUAAUCAAAUUUAAUUACCUUCACAAAGGAUUUGGAAAAGAAAAAAGUAAGCUCCUUCAAGUAAGGCCUGUUUCAUUCAUUUUAUUUAUAGUUCAUGUUUGGCACAGAGUAAGGACUGAAAAAAAUGCUUGUUGAUUAUUUUUGAUACAAUACUAUAAAGACUGUCAAUUUCAUCUGAAAACCUAUAUGUCACCUAAUCUCUCUGGGACUCAGUUUCAUUCUCUGUAAAAUGAGGGGCUUGAAUUAGAUUGGACUAGGACUGGUCCAACACUUUAGCUCUGAUUCUAUGAUUCAUCCUUGGGCUGAGCAAAAAAAGGUUUCUAUUCUUGGGAAUGGCAGAUCACUGGAUAAACUGCAUAUGUCCUGAGUCCCAGGCUAUGAAUGUUGUAUGUGAAGUCUAUAAAUGAAUAUUUAAUUUUACAACUUAAAAAAUAAAUCAAGAAAAUUAAAACCUCAACAUCUGAAAUGAAUAGAUUUUUCUGGCAUUUGAGUCAACUCCAUUUUAAUAGUAGAGGGCUGUUUGUUUGUUUGUUUAUUUUAAUUAACCCUCACCUUCUGUCUUAGAAUCAAUACUAAGCAUUAGUUCCAAGGCAGAAGAGCAGUAAAAGGUAGGGAAUUGGAGUUAAGUCACUUUCCAGUAUCACACAGCUAGAAAGGGUCUGAGGUCACAUUUGAACCUAGGACCUAUGUCUAGGCCUGGCACUCCAUCCCUGUCAAUCACUCUUAUGUCCUAAGUCUUAUUUCCUAUUGUAACACCCCACAGGAGUUUUAAUUGGCCUCAUUCAGCCAUUCUUGGGAUUUUAGGCUCUAACCACAAGCAUAAUUUGACACUUUAUUCAAUAAGUUUUUAUAAAGUACUUGGUUUUUGUAAAGCUUUAUGAAAAGCUUAUGAUAUACCCUAUGAUAGGGCAGCUGGAGAGAGCACCAGUCAGGAAAUUAUGAGUUCAAAUUCUGCCUCAGACAUUUACUCUGUGAAUUUAGGCAAGUCACUUAACCCCUACUUGCCUCAGUUUUUGAUCUGUAAAAUGGAGGCAUCCUGGAGAAGGAAAUGGCAAACCACUCCAGUAUCUUUUGUCAAGAAAAUCCCAUGGACAAAAGUCCACAGAGUAACAUAGAACUGGUCCCAACUAAACAACAGCAACAACAAAAUGAUAGGCUUGUCAAUGAUAAAUUUAUGGUUGGACUGAAAUAUUUAAUUGGUUGCCAGGGAUUUAAUUACUAAAUUCCAAAAAUGAAUUAUUAAAGUCAGAAUGGAAUUUGUAGUAGUUUAUUUUAAAACGGAGGGAAGAUAUUAAGGAAGAGAGAAAAAGAAAAGAGAGAGAGAGAAAGAGAGAGAGAGAGAGAGAGAGAGAAAGAGAGAGAGAGUUCUGGUUUCUUCUGAGCCAGGUAGGAAUUCAAAGGCCCCAGCCAGAGGAAAGGAGUCUCAAAAUGAUGGGCCACACCUCCAGAAAGGCCAAGGAAAGGAAAUCAGUCUUUACACUCAUCACAGGUCAGUUCAGUCAGCAGAUUCUUUAUCGGCCUCAACUCCAGUAGAACUGCUUCUUACCAGAGGUUCCGCUCCAAGUGUGUCUCUCCACUCCAAGUAUCUCUUCACUCUAAGUGUCUCUCUGUGUCUAUCUGUUUGCACUUUUAAAGACCUUUUUCUCUUGUGUCACUUCCCCUAUAUUUUUAUGUCUACCAAUCACAGCUGAUGCUCCACUUCGACUGCCCACUCUUUCACACGUGGGUCACAGACCUCCCCACUCAGUGUAUGAAAUGGGUGUUCAUACCUUUUGGGGGUUAAAAUCCAAAAUGGGUAGAUCUCCAUACUCAACUUUAAGUACUGUGCUUAUAUAUGGGGGGGAUUAAAAUCUAAAAACAGACAGGGGAUUACAAUUUAAUCUUCACAAUCAAGGAAGAUCUAAGUACCUUCAUUGUUACAAUCAGGGGAGAGCCAAAUCUAAUCUUCACAUUAAGUAAUAGAAUUCCAUGUUUUUUCUACUAAACAACAAAAAAUUCCUAUUUUAAGAGCAACAUGAAUACACUAUGCAAUUGUGUCUCAUAAUAACCAAUCACAUCUUCUAACAUCUGUUUUGAUUUGGUUCAAGGGUGUGAACAAAGGGCAAGGAAUUCCAGGGUGGAGAACAGUGCUUUACUUGUUGAAAUAGUUUAACUAUUGAAUCAAAACUUAGACACUAGAACAUGGGUGAUGAACUGAGAGGUGUAGAUGGAAACGAAACUGAAACUAUGAUUUCAUUGGUUUAGAAAAUUCCCAGGUGAAAAAAUGCCCUUCCCAUGUCAGAUCAAAUGACAGUUCCAGGGACUGAAGAUGGGCAGAUGGAAAGCCCUGGAGUGCUAUAGAAGACAAUGGCAGAGCAAAUGGUAAAAGUCUAGUUUUCUUCUCUCUGACUACAAAAAAUAUAGGUGAUGACUUCCAUCUCAUCCAAGUCCUGUGAACUAAGGGAUGGAUCAUAGAAUUAUACUGAUAGAGUUGAAAGGGAACUAGUCCAUCUAGUUCAACCCCCUCAUUUAUCAGAGAAGGAAACUGAGUUCCAAGGAAAUUAGGUGACCUGUAGGGUUUCAGAUAUUAUAUUAGUCUUUACAGUAUUAUAUGAAAAAUAUUCAACAAGAAUUUUUUUCAGUCCUUAAACCAAAAAAAAAGCUGAGAAAAGAAAUGAUUUGUCCAGUCAAACAGCUAGUAAGGAGAUAUGAAUAAAAGCUGGGCAUUAAAUGUGAGGACUCUACAUAGUUCUAUAUUACUAGAAGUUUUGCCUUUGACAGUGUUCUUUACAGUUAAGCCUCAUUAUCAUUCUACUCUAAAUCUGAGUCAUGGAUAUUGUGUAUCAUAGGGGGAAUGUUCUGUAACUAUUGUUUUUGCUAUAUAAUGAGUAAAUGUCUUUGCUAAGAGCUAAGUCCAUUGACUUGUUGUUUAUAGAAAACACACUGAUAGGGGUUCAUGAGUCCAGUAGUACUGACCCAUAUCUCUUGAACCCAAGGGACCCAAACCACAAGUACAAGUUGGGAAAGUAAACUAGAGAAAAGUACUGCACUUGCAACUAUCCUAACUUAUUGGGAAGAAUAGACUGCUUUUUCUUUAAGCUUUCUCUUGAGUCUUGUAUUUGAAAGUCAUAUUUUCUAAUCAGCUCUGGUAUUUUCAUUAGAAAUGCUUGAUAGUUCUCUUUUUCACUGAAUAUCUACUUUUCCCCCUGAAGGAUUAUGUUCAGUUUUACUGGGUAGGUGAUUCUUAGUUGUAAUCCUAGAUCCUUUGCCUUCCAGAAUAUCAUAUUCCAAGCCCUCUGGUCCUUUUCUAUAGAAGCUGCUAAAUGUGUGAUCCUGUCUGUUGCUCCACAGUAUUUUAAUUCCUUCUUUCUGGCUGCAUGUAGUAUUUUCUCUUUGACCUGGGAGCUCUGGAAUUUGGCUAUAAUAUUCUUGGGAGUUUUCAUUUUAGGAUCUCUUUUAGGAGACAGAUGAUCAGCAGAUUCUUUUGAUUUCUAUUUUAUCUUCUUUUUCCUUGAUAAUUUCUUCAAAGAUGAUGUGUAGGUUUGUUUGUUUGUUUGUUUGUUUGUUUGUUUGUUUUUUAUCAUGGCUUUCAGGUAUAAUAAUCCUUAAAUUAUCUCUUUUGGAUCAAUUUUCCAAGUCAGUUGUUUUUCCAAAAAGAUAUUUCACAUUUUCUUUUACUUUUUAAUUCUUUUAAUUUCUUGAUGUCGCAGGCAGUCAUUUUUAGGUUCCAAAUGUUCAAUUAUAAUUUUUAGAAAAUAAUUUUCUUCUGCAAGCUUUUGUACCUCCAUUUUCAUGUGACCAAUUUUGCUUUUUUAAAAAUUCUACUCUUUAGUGAAUUUUUAACAUCUUUUACUAUUUGGCCUGGUCUAUUUUUUCUCAAGAUCAUAUUUAUUUAUUUGUCUUAAUAAAAUUUUAUUUUUAAAAUAUUUUUCCAUGAUUCAUGUCUAUUCAGUUUUUUAAGGUGUUAUUUUCUUUGGUAUUUUUCAUGUCUCCUUUAUUAAGCUAUUGACUUUUUUUGUGUAUGUGAUUUUCUUGCAUUUGUUUCAUUUCUUUUCCAAAAAUUUCCUCUACCCCUCUUAUUUGACUUUUAAAAUCUUUUCUGAGAUUUUUCAGAAAUUCUUUUUUUGGGCCUGAGACCAAUUCACAUUUUUCUCUGAAGCUUGUUAUAUAGAAGUUUUGACUUUAUUGUCUUCUGAGUUCACAUUUUGAUCAUCUCUGUCCCCAUAAUAACUUUAAAUUGUUAGUUUAUUUUUUUGUUGUUUGCUCAUUUAAAAAAUAUUUUUCUUGUCUUUUAAAACCAACUCUUAAAGUUGAACUUUUUUCCUGUGGUGGAGGAAUCAUUGUCCCAAGCUUCAGGUUUUUUUUUUUUAUGCAGCUGCUUUUAUAGUUAGUUCUGAGACUUUUUGUUUUCAUUUUUUUUAAGGUGGUAUGAUCUAAGAAGAGGUGUGUUUACUACUCUCCUGACCUACUGUAGUCUGUUCUGUGAGAAACUACAAGCACUCUUUCUUGCCCUAGAACUGUGACAGCAUCCCAGCUCCACUGAGGCUGGAAGCAUAUGUGUGCUAUUUCUCCUCCUCACCCUGGAAAUGCGACCCAGGAUUGGGACUUUGAUCAGUGUAUGGGCAAUGCAAUAGAGUCCUGUGCCCAGUGCCAGCAAAGUACUCCUAUAAUCACCUUCUGAGACCAGUUGUCUGACCCUCUUACCAUCUGGGGCUGAGAGUUCCAGACACUUCUGCUUUUUGAUUCAUUUCCAAGUCUGUGUUGGCUUGAUGAAGCCUGCCCUGGCAUGCUGGCCUGUGCGCCAUUCCUACCCCAGUGUGGCGAUCCUUUCUUGCCAAACUUCUAGAUUGUCUUGUAAUAGAAAAUUAUUUUACUUUGGGUUUUGUUUUUGUGGAUUCCUCCUCUCUAGAAUUUAUUUUGAGGUAUUAUUUUAAAGUUGUUCAGAGUUUAAUUUGGUAGAUAUCAGAUAGAUUCCUGUCUUUUCUCUUUCAUCUUGGCUCCACCACUACAACCACCACCACCACCACUCCUAGCAAUUUAAAUAUUUUAAAAUAAAUUUUUAUUUAUAGCUUUUGUAAAGCAAAAUACCUUGCCUAAAUUUCCCCUAUAUUUCUCCCUUCCCCUCUCCUAGAGAAUCAUCCCUUAAAUUUUUUUUAAGAAAAAGAAUGAGGAAGUAAUUUAGUAAAAUCAAUCAGUUUAUGAAAAAAAUCUGAUAUAUACAGUGUUCCAUACUGAUAAACCACUGAGACUUGGCAAUAGAACAAGGAGAGGUGUCUUCACAUAUUUAUUUUUGAAGUCAGACUUGGCUUGUUUGUAAAUUUUGCAACAUUAAAAACAAUUAUUUUGUGGUUGUUCUUUCCCUUUACAGCAUUAUAGUCAUUGUGUAUAUUAUUUUCUUGGUUCUUCUUACUUGAGUCUUUCCUUGCAGCUUUGUAUUUAUCAUAUUUGUUGUUUCUUACAGGAUAAUAAUAUUCCAUUAUUUUCCCAUGCUAUAAUUUGCCUAGCCAUUUCCCUAACUGAUCUUCACUAAAACAAAGAGUACAUUAAUGUUUUGGUGUAUAUGGAAUUAUUACUAUUAGUAUUAUUAUUAAUUAUACCUUUGGUAUAUACAUGUAGCAUUGGGAUUUCUGAGUUAAGGUUGUGGACAUUUUAGUCUUUUAUUAUUUUAAUUCCUACCAGAAUGUCUGUACUAAUUCACAAGUUCACCAAUAAUGCUCUAAUUGUCUUUCCAUAACCCCUUUAACAUUAAUUCCAUUUUUUGUCAUCUUUGGUAAUUUGCUAAAUGUAAGGUAAAACUUCAGGUUGUUUUGAUUUGCAUUUAUUUUAUUUGUACUUGAUAAAGACUUUGGAACUUUUUUUCAUGAUUGUUAAAAGUUUGCAGUUCUUUAGAGAACUAUCCUUUCAAAACCUUUGACCACUUCUCUGCUGGAGAAUGGCUAAUGGUUUUAUAUAAUUGUUAGUUGUUUACAUAUCUGUAAUAAUUAAAAUUCUCCAGAGACUAUA
This is a messenger RNA of Monodelphis domestica (gray short-tailed opossum), 11596 nucleotides long. RefSeq names its product ankyrin repeat domain 16 (gene ANKRD16). NCBI's taxonomy places the organism in Eukaryota, Metazoa, Chordata, Mammalia, Didelphimorphia, Didelphidae. Gene Ontology annotation, molecular function: protein binding. The record is from RefSeq and is a predicted model, not a curated record.